Messenger RNA from Leptonychotes weddellii (Weddell seal), 1183 nucleotides. RefSeq names its product mature T cell proliferation 1 (gene MTCP1). The record is from RefSeq and is a predicted model, not a curated record. Gene Ontology annotation, molecular function: protein serine/threonine kinase activator activity. NCBI's taxonomy places the organism in Eukaryota, Metazoa, Chordata, Mammalia, Carnivora, Phocidae.
GUGCUCUGUGAGCGGCGCCCCGGCGGCCGGGCCGGCGCCUCUCGAGCGCCCGCGCCCAUUUUGCCCGCCCGCUGAAGAGAGCCGUACGCGGCCUACACGCUCCGGGGACAGCCCUUUAAGGCGGCCUCGCCGCGCGCGCCGGCCUCCUGAGCCAGGGGGGACGCUCUUUUGAAAUUCGGUCCUAAGACAGUUCAGGUUUUAUUUUAUUUCGCUUUGUUUCCAAGUUACGGCCCCUGAAUUUUGUACAACUCUCCCUGGACCACUUCCGGUUGCCGGCCCUCGCCUCAUAACUUCGGUUCGGGUGACCUCGGCCCGGGAUGCCCCUCGGCUCGCCCCAGGCUCACGUCCCGAUCCUGGCUUGAGUGGCCCAGGGCGGGGGACCUGGAAGUUUUAGCCUCGCUGCUCCUGAGGCGGAUUAAUUAGCCCAAGAAACAUUAUAUUCAUGCUUAGGUGGAGAAAAGCAGGGCUAGAAUUGGAACCCAAAGCCCAGAAUGGCAGGAGAGGAUGUGGGGGCUCCACCCGAUCACCUCUGGGUUCACCAAGAGGGUAUCUACCGCGACGAAUACCAGCGCACGUGGGUGGCCGUCGUGGAAGAGGAGACGAGUUUCCUAAGGGCACGAGUCCAGCAAGUUCAGGUUCCCUUAGGUGACCCAGCUAGGCCAAGUCACCUUCUUACCUCCCAGCUACCUCUCAUGUGGCAACUCUACCCUGAGGAACGCUACAUGGAUAACAACUCUCGCUUGUGGCAGAUUCAGCAUCAUUUAAUGGUCAGGGGAGUACAGGAGCUGUUGCUUAAGCUUUUGCCUGAUGAUUAACCUGGUGCUGGGAUUCUAGGAAGAUAUGCUCCUCUGUUCUGUUCAGUAUAUGGCAAUCACUUCAUCCACCACUGCAGUGCACCCACCUGUGGGCCUGUGGGGAGGGAGUGGGUUGAAAAACUGCUCAAGAACACAGAAGCUUAGGAAGGGUCAUGAAGAACACCACAAAUGGAACUGCAGAGAGGGGGUUACGUAGGCAGAAAGCAAGUCAACAAAAGCACUUAGUCAGGAUACGUAACUUGAAAUUGACUCCUUUGGAAAUUGCCAUAGAACCUUUAAUGGACAUCAUCAGCUGGAACUGGGAUCUGAUGAAUCCCACAAAAGUCAGCACCUGCUACAGAACAGAUGCCCUGAUCACCAAGGACUUG